CAGUUGCUAAGCUAGGUGUGUUGGAUGUGUCGUGAUGUUUUUUGUGAUUCGUGAAACGGCAUUGUUUAUUGUGUGUACAAAACAGGUAAAAGUGAAUCGUGUAACACCAUAAACAAACUUUGUGCUGCUUGUUUGAUAAGCCAGAAAAACUGAAACAGAAGAAGGAAGGAUAAACAAUGUCGCCGUCGGAUGAUAUUCUGUUGAUGCCACCGGUUGGUAGUAUUCAUAACCAAGGAAAACGACCGAAAUUGCCGUUUCUACCCGCCGUUCCACCUAAAAUGCCAAAAGAGUUGUUAAAAUACAAUAUAGCAUUCCAUAAUGCACCACUUACAGCUCUUCAGGGUGUUGUGGUAGAUGGAAGACAACCGCCAAUGCUUGAGGUGUCCCCACGAUGUCGAGUACGUUCUCAAGUUGGCUGCACAAAUCGUUGGAGGUUGCCAGAGUCUCUUGGAGGAGACCUCCUGGGCACUGCACAGGCUCUCAAGUCUCUUAAUGAACACUAUAGCAAAAGUAUCAUGGCCAUCAUGACAGCUGAAAACCCAGCCACUAGCACCAAUGUGGAUAUGCAUCAGCCUUAUUACAGACAAAGCAUCUCAGCUAGGCCCUCAUCACCAAGGAAAAAGGAAAUGUCAACUAAUGAUUUACAUGAUGAUAGCAAGAGAGCCUUGGCUACUGCUUCUGGAAGACUUACUGUAGGCAGCUCUAUUCCAAUCAAGAAGUACCAGCCCACAUCAGCAAGAAGUCCAACACCUCUUGACAUCUUCCAUUAUCAUUCAUAUCCAGUAAAGAAUAUGCUUGGACCAGAUAUUCUUUUCCAAUGUCUUGACACAAACUGGGAGCUCCACCGACCAUACAUCCAGAAGUCUGGAACACUGACUACACUCCUGCAACAAGUGGAAAAGGAACCCCAAAGAGAAUUGUACUACCGAGAUCCAAUGUGUGCUACUAUUGACCAGUACAUCAAUAAAAGCCAGUACUACAGCAAUGAAUACCAACAGAUCAGUCGACGACUUAGUAUGACAUCUUCUCCUGUGCAUGAGAAGCAAGAAACAUGCAAAGAUCAUCCAGAAAACACUCAUGCUAGGAAAGGUGUAGUAACUAAGCUGAAACUUAAAGUACAGGAUUCAUUUGUGACAAAAGAAGCUUUAGCAGUAGCUUUGGGUAAUUUAUAUCAUGAUGAAGUCAAAGUGGAUAAAUGCAACAUUGUUAGUGUACUUGCUUGCGCCUCAGUCUUGAAAUUUGAAAGUUUAAGCAAACGAUGUGAGCAAAUGAUGUUGGGUCAUGUGCAUGCUAGCACAGUCUGUUCGUAUCACUUUGCUGGUGUCAAGUACAAGGUUGGUAGCAUUGUGACAGCAUGUGAACGGUGGUUGGAACUUAAUUUGAUCCCACUUUUGUCAGUUCAGAUUCACUUAAGAGAGCUGCCACUCAUCCUUCUGCAGAGGUUACUCAAAUCAAGCAGGCUAUUUGUCUGCAAUGAAUAUUAUGUGUACAAACUGCUGUGUUACUGGAUCUUCCUGCAGAAUCAUCCACAAGUUAUGCUCAUGCCAUCACACAAUACUGUAGUUACUUAUUUCAACAGUUUACCUAAAACCUGUGCAUACAUAGAACGUGAGGAUGGUCAGGUAUACGCAGGACUGUUCAUGUCAUUGCGAAUGCACGGUAUCACUGACACUCGAAGUUUGGAUGAUAUGGUACGCAUGAAUGUGAUCCCUCAAGCCUGGGUUUUGACGAUAUUGAGCCAGCACUACCAGGCCUUGCAAGGUGGAGGAGAUAUGUCGUUGAUGCUUAACUUUGGUAAUGAUGCUAUUAGGACUGGUUUUGUCAUUGAGCAGCGCAAACAUACCGCCACUUUUGACGUUUACAUCAAACUUUCUUGGGAUAUUCAUCCAAACCCUGGCCCCGGUCCCUCAACAAAUAUGCAUUCAAACAACCGAAAUACAGCUUCCACAAGGUCCAAGCCUAGCAUGUUAUAUUUCAACGCACAUAGUCUUGCAAACAAGUUAAGCGAACUCCAAGUAACAAUUUCUACAGAAGCUCCUAGUUUAGCCUUCAUAACUGAAACCUGGCUUGAUACAUCUAUAUCAGACUCAGAGCUGUUACCCAUGCAGCAGUAUGCUAUCUUCCGUAGAGACAGGAAUCGGUAUGGAGGAGGAGUUCUUAUUGCUGCCCACAAAGAUCUUCAUCCUGUUUCGGCCCAUCAGUAUGAUGUUGAUGGAAUUGAAGUAACAUGAUCAAUAGUUUAUACAAAAAAGGGCAAAAUCUUAACUGGUUGUUUAUACCGUCCUCCUAACGCUAACAUUUCAUUUUUUGAUAAACUUGAAACAUGCACCUUUAUCAUAAGCGUGAUUCUUGCUGGUGAUUUUAAUAUUGAUAAGUUUAGAUCACGUAGCUUAUACAAUAGACUUGCUUCCAUUUUAGAUAUUUUAAAUUUUACCCAAAUUGUUCCUUUUAUAACUAGAAGGCAAAGUGACAGAAGUAAUAAUGGCACCCUCAUUGAUCAUGUAUAUAUAAAUCAAACAGAUAUUGUUGCUUCUAUAUUACCUCAUCCGGGUAUAACAGGCAGUGACCAUGACGGUAUAUUCAUUAGGUUUAAUAUUGCAUUUGUAAAUCACAUCAAUGUUGGGGGUUACUUUUUACAAUACUCUAAGAUAGAUGUGGAUCAUUUUAUUAAGACAUUUUCUGACAUCAAUUGGGAACCAUGCUUUCGUUCGAAUGAUUUAAAUGGGGUGUGGGAGGAGUUUAAGUCAAAGUUUCUACGUGCUAUUCAUAAUGUUGUUCCUAAGCGUAAGGCUAAAAGAAAACCUAAACAGCCCUGGAUAACUGAUGAAAUAAUCAAGUUUUCCAAGAAGAAAAAUCGUUUGUUUAAACCAAGGACUUUUAACUGUUACCAGAAUAGGAAGCUGGCUG
Messenger RNA from Anneissia japonica, 2907 nucleotides. RefSeq names its product BTB/POZ domain-containing protein 16-like. Bases 177 to 2231 code for a protein of 684 amino acids. The transcript has 14 exons. The record is from RefSeq and is a predicted model, not a curated record. NCBI's taxonomy places the organism in Eukaryota, Metazoa, Echinodermata, Crinoidea, Comatulida, Comatulidae.